AUGGCAGACUUACAAACCCCGCUUCCUAUUCGCCUCGCCCAAACCAUGGGCCUCACAACCGCUGGUCUUCUCGCCGGCGCCAACAUUUCAUUCUCCCUCAUAGCGCUCCCCCGCAUCCUCGAAUCGCCCACGCCCCUCCUCAUCCAACAAUGGAAGAACAUGUUCGAAUCUGGGAAAUUCUUCAUGCCGCCAAUCGCCCUCUUGUCAUCCUCCAUGCUCUUCUACCUCGCCUCGCAAGCCCGGUCCCCCAAAUCAGUCCUAUCUGAGGAUCGCUUUUGGGGAUAUGUAGCAGCGGGCGUUCUGGCGUUGAGUAUCGUGCCUUAUACGCUGCUGUUUAUGAACGGUACGAAUUCGCGGCUGUUGGUGGGGGAGAAGGAGGUAGAAAGUACGGUGAGGGAGUUGGUGCGCAAGUGGGGGAGGUUAAAUUUGGGGAGGAGUGUGCUUUUGGUUGGGAGUUUGGGGGUCGGGGCUUGGAGUGUGGUUAAUUAG
Messenger RNA from Lachnellula hyalina, 489 nucleotides. RefSeq names its product Noranthrone monooxygenase (gene hypC). Bases 1 to 489 code for a protein of 162 amino acids. The record is from RefSeq and is a predicted model, not a curated record. NCBI's taxonomy places the organism in Eukaryota, Fungi, Ascomycota, Leotiomycetes, Helotiales, Lachnaceae. The transcript has 2 exons.